AUGCCCAGUUAUAACAAAGGAUCCUCACAAACGAGCUCCGACAAGAAGAAGAAGCCUUCGCGGGAUGAGCAUGGCCGCCACAAAGACAGGAAGGACAAGUCUUCACCCUCCUCUACCAGGCGGAAAUCCGCAAGUCGUGGAUCGAGUAACAGAUAUCGUCAUUCGCCCUCAAGCGGCCGCCAUCGUUCUUCCUCUACCGGUAGGAGUAACAGCCCUCUACCAACUGCCCCGCAUCGGUCAUCCAGGCGCAGCGGAUCAACAACCAGAAAUCCUCCUCCUGCUGCUGAUUCCAAACAUUCCAACGAAAAACUUCGAUUAGCAGACGGAUCAAGUGUCGGUUUGCCUUCGCCAGCUACUGCUCCUGGAGCUAUGGAAAGUUCAAGCUCUCAUUCACAUGGCCGCGAAAGUAGAAAAUCGGAAAGGGAAAGCAUAAGGCCACAGGAAGUAUCAUCCAAGACUGCUCCUGGAGCCCUAAAAAGUUCGAGCUCUCAUUCGAAUGACCGUGAAAGCAGAAGAGCAGCUACAGAAAUCAUCAAACAACAGGAAGCAUCAUCAAAGGCUGCUCCUGGAACUCUCACUGUUUCGAGUUCGCAUUCGAAUGACCGUCAAAGCAGAAAAGCGGAAAGAGAAAACAUGAGACAACAGGAAUCAUCGCAAAUGAAUGUGUCGAGUUCCCACAGCAUGGAAGACGAGUCGACCGUUUUGACUGCUCCCGGGGCACAGGAUGUAUCGAGCACGGGGACUGUCACUAGGUUGGCCUCCAGCAUUGGCAAGAAUCAGGAGCACACCAACAGAAGUCGCAAUCCGAGCAGAAACAAUAGCAUCGACACGGAGGAGCCAGAGCUCGGUCUCCCAACAUCACUGUUUGCAUCGCAUCAGAUGGGGACUUCGGAUCAAGACACGGUACCAUCCUUGUUUGGAUCUCAUCGAACGGCUCAUUCCAAUGACACGGUGCCAACAUUGGAAGCAACCGCCGCUCCCGACAUGGACGAAGAAAUAGAGCGUGCCCGUCGACACGCGAGAGAAGAAGGACGAAAGGAGGGACGAAAUGAACGGCAACGAGAAAACGUGGAAAUACCAGUGGGAGAUCUUCCGAUUGUUGUUGCAACUGCUUCAGAGGAAAAGAAACUCUCUCGAAAAUGCACCCUUGCCAUUGCUUUUGUGGUGCUCGUAGUGGCUAUGGGUGGAGGUGUUGCCGCUUGGCAAUCCGGAAAAUCGAGCGCCCGAGGCCAGAUUGUCAGACAAUACGCUCCACCUACGGAAGAGGAUUGCCUUGCGGUAUCCCAAGGACUAGGAGUGGAAGGGCAGAAUAACACGGCCUCCAAUCAAGUGGGAUUGGAGAUGAAUUUUGUCUUUGGAUCUGAUGUCAAUCUUGAAUUGCUUCAAGGGGAACUUGAAGCUAAGAUCCAGCGAAAAGUUCUACCGCUUCUUGUUGGAUGCGAUAUCGAUGGUGGCGUCUCCAUAAGAAGCAACUUUUUCAUCAUUGACAAUGCCAUGCUUGACAUGCUGACCAUUGGUGACCCUGCAACCUGCAACUCGAAAUCAGACCAGCUCUGUUCCCAUGUUUACAUGGAGGUGGAUGUCAUUUCAAAAGACAGCAAGGAACUGGACGAAUCUGUUUUGGAGCAAUUUAAGGACGUCUUUCAAGACGAGGCAACGUUGGAGCUAUUGAACUUGGCUUCACCUGUAGAAACAAUCAAAUCUACUAAAGUGUUUUUGGUACAAGCAUCCAGUUCCCCAAGCUCAAGCCCAUCGAAACAAGAAAGCGAGACCUGCACGGCAAUUGUCAAUGGCAUUCCUGUCCCAGGACAGGACGCUCUUACUGUGCAAGAGUACAACAUUUUGAUGGAUAUAGUUUUGGAUUCCGAGACUGAAGCAAUGGCGCCGCUUACCAUGGAACUAAAAGAAACGAUUCAGCGCUUCCUCAUGCCAUCUCUAGCGGGUUGCACCAAUCAACGUCGACGUCUCCAGAUAGAAACGUUUAUUGCCAACGCAUUGGUCGAUGCUGAAGUUAACAUUGGGGCUGCUUGUUUGCCGGAUUCAGAAAGUCCAUGCCAUCGUUAUGUCAUCCAUCUUGACAUCUAUGUUGAGCGUAUUGUUUCCACAGCUGAUUUUUCGGGAGAGAUUAUUGCAAAUUUCCGUGAAUCACCUUUGGUGGAGCGAUUGGGGCUACUGUCGCCGUUCAAGAACAUUAUUGUUGUGGAAUACGUUCCGGGCCCCAAUGAAUUUACAAGUACAACUGCCCCUCCAACAUCAGUCCCACCAACUCUAUCACCUUCAGUGAAUCCAACGUGGGCGCCAGUUACAUACCCCACGACAAACAAUCCUACUAGGUCGCCGACAACAACACCGUCAUUGAAUCCAACAAGGACUCCAGUAGCAUUCCCCACGACCGAUGACCCCACAUGGUCGCCAACUCCAAUUAGGACAAGAGGUCCUACAAGUAGGCCAACUCCUAUGCCAACAUUACUACCAUCUGUAGUUGGUCCAACCUCGGAGCCUACGCCAUUCCCAACACCUGACCCGACCCCUGAUCCAACACCUAGCCCAACACCUAGCCAAACACCUGUUCCAACUCUGUCCCCUACGGACAAUCCCAGCAAAUCACCGUCGGCUGGUCCUACACCAAAGCCUUCUUUGUCACCAACACCUGAACCAACGCGUUCACCUACCGCCAAGCCUUCUGUGCGACCAACGAGGCAGCCCUCUACUCCACUACCGACACCACAGCCUUCCACUUCACCUACGGCUCGUCCCAGUGCAACACCAAAACCAUGUUUUGCAACCAGCACUGAGCUAUCGGAUGCAAUAGACAACUAUUUUGAUACCGAACUCAAGGCUUCAAUGGAGGCCCAAUAUGGAUUGAUAAGGAACUGGUGUUUCGGUACAGGCGUGGCCAGCAUGGAGGCCCUCUUCAAGGGCCGUGAAAGAUUCAAUGAAAACUUGUCGUUAUGGGAUGUCUCUUCUGUCACCACGAUGCGGUUUAUGUUCGACGGGGCAACAUCUUUCAAUCAAGACAUAUCAGCAUGGGACGUUUCUUCCGUUACUGACAUGGAGGGGAUGUUUCUGGAGGCGUCAUUGUUCAACCAAGACUUGUCACAAUGGGAUGUUUCUUCUGUCACCAAUUUGCAAAGCAUGUUCCAUGAAGCAUCUUCUUUCAAUCGAGACAUAUCAUCUUGGGACGUUUCGUCUGUGGUUCAAUUGGACAAAAUGUUCCAAGAAGCAACAUCUUUCAAUCAAGACAUAUCAUCGUGGGAUGUUUCUUCGGUCACUGAUAUGUCUGACAUGUUCAAGGCUGCAUUAUCCUUCAAUCAGGAUCUUUGUGUGUGGGGCUCUCGCAUUCCGAUCGAUGAGGCAAGUGUUGGUAGCAUGUUUGACGACGCCAUCAGUUGCCCUUCACAAGAAACAUCCAAACCAGACCUUUCUUUGAGUCCACCGGGCCCCUUUUGUUACACUUGCUAA
Molecule: messenger RNA, 3462 nt
Organism: Cylindrotheca closterium
Lineage: Eukaryota; Bacillariophyta; Bacillariophyceae; Bacillariales; Bacillariaceae
Source: the annotation of a GenBank genome assembly